AUGCAGGGGAUGAAGUGGUUUUGCAGUAUGUCCCUCAGCAGCAAAAGGAGUAAGAGGAGGAGUCGGAGGAACGGCGGCUGUAGCGGUAGCGUGCUACUCUUCUUGGCACUCCUGGUGGCGGUGGUGACCCUCAUGGCUGACCCCGUGGAGGCUCAAAAGCGAUCCGGCAGCGCUUCGGAAAAAGUGCCCGUCCUGAACAUUGCCGUGAUCCUGGGACGCACGCGCUACAUCUCCGACAGGGACAUCCGGGCACUGUGGAGCAAAGAGGACCCCAUCGACGUCAAUGUGGUCACACUGCUGGUCAACGAGACCGACCCGAAAAGCAUCAUCACCCACAUGUGCGACCUGAUGUCCGGAACCAAGAUCCACGGUGUGGUGUUUGGGGAUGGCACUGACCAGGAAGCCAUUGCCCAGAUUUUGGAUUUUAUUUCCUCGCAGACACUCAUACCCAUCCUGGGCAUCCACGGAGGCUCGUCCAUGAUCAUGGCUGAUAAGGAUGUGAAGUCGACGUUCUUCCAGUUCGGUGCCUCCAUCCAGCAGGAGGCGCUGCUGAUGCUGAACAUCAUGGAGGAGUACGACUGGCACAUCUUUUCCAUCGUUACGUCAAAGUUUCCAGGAUAUCAGGAGUUCAUCAACAUCCUAAAGACUACGGUAGAUAACAGCUUUGUGGGCUGGGAUCUGCAGAAUAUCAUCACUCUGGAUGCAGUGGAGGAAGACAGCCGGUCUCAGAUCAUGCUGAAGAAGGUCCAGUCCCCAGUGGUCCUGCUAUACUGUUCCAAGGACGAGGCGGUCUACAUCCUGGAAGAGGCUCGAUCUCUGGGUCUCACAGGAUUCGGAUACAUCUGGAUUGUUCCGUCGCUGACUACUGGUAACCCGGAAAUAACGCCUGACGAGUUCCCGUCGGGGAUGAUUUCGGUGUCGUACGAUGACUGGGACUACCCGUUGGAGGCCAGAGUGCGGGAUGGUCUUGGGAUAAUAACGUCAGCGGCGGCGGCCAUGUUGGAGGAAUAUGGCGACAUUCCCGAAGCCAAAACCUCCUGUUAUGGCCAGAUGGAGAAGACAACCAAGCUGCCACCCAGUGCACUACACAAGUACAUGAUGAAUGUGACGUGGGAUGGGAGAGACUUGUCGUUCACAGAAGACGGCUACCAGGAAAACCCCAAGCUGGUGGUCAUUGUUCUCAACAAGGACAGAGAGUGGGAAAAGAUGGGGAAACUGGACAAUGGCAGCCUGACGUUGAAGUAUCCGGUGUGGCCGCGUUUUAACUCCUUCGGUGACGCUGAGCUCGACGACAACCACUUGUCCAUCGUCACUUUAGAGGAGAAACCGUUCGUUAUUGUGGAGGACGUAGAAAGACUGACUGGAACCUGCAUGAGGAACUCAGUGCCCUGCAGAAAACAUAUCAAAGACAACACAACAGAGGCUGGUGGGACAUACAUCAAGAAGUGCUGCAAAGGCUUCUGCAUCGAUAUUCUGAAAAAGAUCGCCAAGUAUGUGAAGUUCACCUAUGACCUGUACCUGGUAACCAAUGGCAAACAUGGCAAGAAGAUCAACAAUGUCUGGAAUGGGAUGGUGGGAGAGGUGGUCUAUAAGAAAGCCGUCAUGGCCGUCGGAUCUCUGACGAUCAAUGAGGAGCGUUCUGAGGUCAUCGAUUUCUCCGUCCCGUUCGUGGAAACCGGGAUCAGCGUCAUGGUCUCCCGUAGUAACGGAACGGUCUCUCCAUCGGCCUUCCUCGAGCCAUUCAGCGCAUCAGUGUGGGUGAUGAUGUUUGUGAUGCUCUUACUGGUGACUGCAAUGGCUGUCUUCAUGUUUGAGUACAUCAGUCCGCUUGGCUUUAACCGAAACCUGGCGCAAGGAAAAGACCCUCACGGCCCUUCCUUCACCAUGGGCAAAGCCGUGUGGCUGCUGUGGGGUCUGGUCUUCAACAACUCUGUGCCAGUGCAAAAUCCAAAAGGAACCACCAGUAAGUUCAUUGUGUCUGUGUGGGCCUUCUUCGCUGUCAUCUUCUUGGCCUCCUACACUGCCAACCUGGCUGCCUUCAUGAUCCAGGAGGAGUUUGUAGACCAAGUCACCGGGCUUUCUGACAACAAGUUCCAAAACCCAUAUGCCUACUCGCCUCCCUUCCGCUUUGGGACGGUUCCAAACGGAUCCACAGAGCGAAACAUCAGGAAGAACUACCCUGCUAUGCACCAGUACAUGGUGAAAUAUCAUCAAACCGGAGUCCAGGAUGCACUUGUCAGCCUGAAAACAGGUAAACUGGACGCCUUCAUCUAUGAUGCUGCGGUGUUGAACUACAUGGCCGGCAGAGACGAGGGAUGUAAGCUGGUGACCAUUGGCAGCGGGUACAUCUUCGCCACCACCGGCUACGGCAUCGCUCUGCAGAAGGGCUCCUACUGGAAGCGACAGGUGGACCUGGCUAUCCUGGCCAUCAUCGGAGAUGGUGAAAUGGAGGAACUGGAAGCCCAGUGGCUGACAGGAAUCUGCCACAAUGAGAAGAACGAGGUGAUGUCCAGUCAGCUGGAUGUGGACAACAUGGCGGGGGUCUUCUACAUGCUGGCCACGGCCAUGGGGCUCUCCCUCAUCACCUUUGUGUCGGAGCACCUCUUCUACUGGAGGCUGAGAUACUGCUUCACUGGGGUUUGCUCCGGAAAACCAGGACUCCUUUUCUCCAUCAGUCGGGGAAUCUGGAGUUGCAUCCAUGGUGUACACAUUGACAUGAAGAAGAAGACCGAUCUGGACUUUAGUCCCCAGGAUAAAAUGCUUAAGCUGAUAAAAUCUGCCAAACAGAUGACCAACAUGUCCAACCUGAGUGGCUCACGCAUGAACUCACCCAAACGUGAGUUUAUGCACUCAGCUGGACCAAUGAUCAUGGACAUGAUGGCAGAGAAGGGCAACUUUAUUUAUGCCGACAACAGAAGCUAUGCUCCCAAAGACAUGAUCUAUGGGGAUACUGGUGACCUGCAGUCUUAUCUCGCUAACCGCCACAAAGACCACCUCAACAACUAUAUCUUCCAGGGUGGUCAGCAUCCUCUGACCUUGAAUGAUGCCAAUCCCAACACAGUAGAGGUGGCAGUAAGUGCUGACGCAGUCCAGACCAACGCCAAGCCACCCCGGACCCUGUGGAAGAAGUCAGUGGACACGCUUCGUUCGGUGCCACCUGGACCCCCUCCAAUGCCUGACAUGCUCAUGCCAGACCCGCGAAUGUCAAUGAAGACACAGCGUUACCUCCCCGAGGACACAGCCCACUCUGACAUCUCUGACUGUUCCAGCAGGGCAGCCUCCUACAAGGACCCAGAAAACAACAAGCACCUGAAGCCCAAGGACAACUUAAAAAAAAGAUCGGUGACGUCAAAAUACCCAAGGGACUGCAGUGAGGUAGAGCUGUCCUACUUAAAGACUAAGCAGGUCAGCGGCGGAACCAACCAAACCGGGAGAGGAGGAGGAGGAGGAGGUGGAGGAGGAGGUGGAGGUGGAGGAGGAGGAGGAGGAGGAGGAGAAAAAAUCUACACCAUCGACUCAGACCGAGAGCUGAGUCUUCAUUCGGAUCCCAUUCACUACCGCGAGAGUCGAGGCCUUGCUGCCGACGAUUUGGAUUACCCCGAGAUCUAUUCUGACCACAGUGAUAACUAUAGGAAAUGUGAGCAGCCAAUCAUUCAUCUGAACUCCUCACCUCUGCAUCAUGGAGACUCAGACAUGCUACCAGACCCAACUUACUCUAAACACUAUAGCCUGAAAGAGAAAAAUAUUUCCCUGUCUCCACAUGAAUCUAUUGAUCGUUACAAACAGACACACUGCCGUUCCUGCUUGUCGAAAGUGACCCCUGGCUACCCAGCAGGAGUGCCAUAUACCCCUGCAGCAUCUGCUGCAGCUUCUGCCACACGCUCUCCUUAUAAUCGGUGUGAAGCUUGCCUCCACACAGCAAAUCUGUAUGACAUUAGUGAGGAUCAGCUCCUCACAGACCCCUUGGUCAGUCCCACAAUGCACCACCAACAGCAGCAACCAGAUGAAAUGUUUGGUCUGUACUGGCCACAGACAGACGGACCACAUGUUCAGAAGAGAAACCGUUUGAGGCUGAGUCGUCAGCACUCCUUCGAUAACAUCAUGCUAGAAAAGCCCAAGGAUAUAGACCUGGGCCGACCGGCACGCAGUGUCAGCCUCAAGGAGAAGGAUCGCUUCCUGGACUCGGCGUCCGACUCGCACUACGCUAACCUCUUUGGCAUGCGUCCCUACUCUGGCAGACUGUUUGGCACUGGGUCCAAAUCGAUGUUGUUUAACCACAACCUGGAGGAGAGCAAGCGGAGCAAGUCUCUGUACCCGGCCCAUGGCUCGGAAAAUCCUUUCCUCACCCACUCACUUAGGGACGACACCAGCAGCAGACUGGUCCAUGGGCGUAGCUCUUCUGAUAUUUACAAACAGCUGGCGGUGGCCUCGCCUGCAGCGGUCCUUGGAGCGGCCCCCAUCAAAACACGCAAUGAUGCGAACAAUCUCCGCUCUUCUGUUAAAUCCACUACUUCAUACUGUUCACGGGACGGGCGGAUAGCAAAUGACAUGUACAAUAAAGAGCAUGUGAUGCCUUACUCAGCCAAUAAGACUAGUGCAUACCCGGCCCCUCGUGGUGUCCUAAAUUCAGCCCAGUUCAGCAAUAGACGGGUGUAUAAAAAAAUCCCCAGUCUGGAGUCAGAUGUUUAGUUCAUGUAAGAAAUAAUGUGUUUUCUCCUCCUUACUCCUCUCUGGGUUUGUAUUAUAAUUUAUCAACUAUGUUAUCCACUAAGGGAUGCCAUAGCCACACUUUUCUUCUUCUCUUUGACAUUGUAAUCCAAAAGAAUUUGUGCCCACUUGGGUAUGACGGUACUACUAUUACUCUCUUUGCAGAUGAUAUCACCAUUUCUGUCCAUUCUCUGCCAUGUACCAAUGAGUUGGAUGCAUGGCUGGUACUCUGCCAUCAGGUAUCCUGGUGUAAAGGGGAGGGGAAAAGUAAACCCCUCUAGGUUUCUAAAUGGGGUAGGCAGUGGCUUAGUGGAACAGAGAAGGCCAAAGAAACAAAGAUAGAGGACUCCUGCAAGAGUUGUCGGGAAAGAGACAGUUGAUUUGUGAUUGAAAUAUGCAGGGAAGUUGUGAGAAGGAUGGGUGAGGUAUUGAGAGAGGGGAAUGAAAAAGAGAGGACAUAACUUCUCUUUCAGCUCCUCUUUCAUUUCCCCUUUUUCCUUCCCACCUCUGCUGUCAAGCUCGAGGGAUCGGUAGUUGAGCAUAAGAGGCCUGACAGGGAGACCAGAUGGGCACGUUUGAUGUCGUGGCCAGACAUGGAAGUAUCCCAGGAGGGCAGGGGCGUCACAGUGAGCUAGUCAAACGGUCUGCUGCUUGUUACUCUGACAAAUAUGGCCACCGAGACUCCUAGCAGUGCAAAGAGAGAGGGCGAAAUGAGAUGAGUGGCUAAAUUGCACAGACAGGAUUAUAGAGGAGUUUUUGGCAGCGACAUAUCAGCAUCCCAUGUGUUAAGUCUAUGUGACGACAUGAUAGCGAUGAGAAGAUGAGAGUAAUGUAGGUGCUAUCAGUGAUUAAUGUUUACAGACUGACAGAUUAAAAAGACAGACUGACGGACAGGAAAGGACAGAUGAGCAGGAGAACCUGAGGCAACUGAUGGGCAUUUCAUUCGUGGCACUGCGCAUAGAAAAAUAUUUGCAAAGUAUUGCUUUUUUAUUCUAUUAAACUAUAAGAUUUAUUCGGGAUUCUGGCAUUUGGAUCCCCCUGUGUAGGAUUUUAGUGUUUGCUUAUUUGGUAGCAUAAUAGCAUUAGUUUUAAAACCUCUUUCCCACAUUUGCUUUUGAAAAAGCAUAGCUUUCUGAAAAAUACCAUCAAGAGUAGUAGAUUAUUUUGCAUGUGUUGAUUUUUUUCGAUGUUGGAGAAGAGAAAAUACACACAUAUACACUCUCAGAUACCUAUUUUACAUGUUUUUGAAAAGGGACUAUGUCGUGCCAGAUGCGGUGGAUGGAUACUUGUACAAUCGUAAUAUUGAUCCUUGACUUUUGUGCUUAGUAAAUCAGUGUCACGCUGUGGCUCCUGCUGCAAAAGAGCAAGAGAAUGGUGGAAGGGAAGAGAGCAGAGGAGAUGAACAAGGGAGAAAAGGCUAAAAUGACACCCCCAAGACCACCACCACCACCUUGUCCGAGUUGGGUAGUGGGUCGGCGCUGAUGUUUUUGUCUUUUGACCUCCCUACCACUGAGAAACAGGGUAUUAACUAUUAAAAAAAAAAAAAAAACUGACGAUUCCUUCCUUCUUACCUCCUUUCUUCUUCCCCUCCUCGAUCAACAUGACACAUGUCUAGAGUGUUGGAUAAAUGUAGAGUACUUCACUUUUUGUUUUUUGUAUCAUUGUACUUCGGUCGGCGCUGUAUCGACCGCUAUAAUGUAACUGGUGACUUGGUUACGAUAAUUGAUCAUGAAUUGAAACUCACAAAUUCUCCUGAUCCACAAUCAAACCAGGGCUUUCUUGAGGAUCCGAAGACUACUUGAGACAAACCCCUUGUUUACCGUCAAAGCGUUAUUUUUGGGCGGGAUGGGACAACUGGGUGGGUCGGGAGCUACAAAAUGGAGGCGCCACUGUUACGUGCUCACCAAUCAUGUAUCCGUUUUGGUUUGGGAUAAGUCGUGUGUGCAUAGAGGAUCUUGGGUAAGCUUGAAGUCUAAACCAGUCCAUUUGGUUUGUAUUCUGAUUGUUUAUGCCUUUGUUGCUUGUUUGUUUGUUCUUUUUUAAUAACUUGCACAUGUACAUAAUUCCAUGUACACUUGUGCCACACCUUUUUGUAGCAUUUUACUGUACAAAAAAACAACAUGCAAGCAUCUUAACUGACUAAUUUGUUUAAUUAAUUGGAUUCUCAAAGCCAAAUUUUAUCCAAUAAAAUACCUCAGGAUGAUUCUGUGCGUUUUGGGGGAGCUUCACACGUAGCAGCAGCAGAAAAUGAUGCGGCACAGAUUAUUUUGUAAAAAAAAAAAAAAAAAGAAAGAAAAAGAAAAAAAAUGAAAAGGGAAGUUAAAAAAAAAAAAAAAAAAAAAACAGAAAGAAAAUCAACAACAGUCUUUAUAGUGACCGCAAAGCAGAAUUUUUCUCCUUUUGAUGUUUACCAGUCCAAGGUCUUCCAGUUCGGCUCUGUCUGAGCUUUUGCAACCCAUGUAAAGAGAGAAGAAGAGGAAGAGAAGGAGGGAAAGAAGGGAUGGGGGCUUAGAUUGUUUUUGCUCAGUGAGGAGUGUGUGGCGUGUAGCUCCACUCCGUGCCUAUCUGAGCACCCUUAACACAAAUGGAGGAUGUAACUUAAUGUCCAAAAUCUACCCCUCUAUGGAAUACUCAAACAGGAAUCUCUCUCUUUCCUCUCCAUGGUUUUUAACGGCAGGCGACUGCAUUAGCCACUGUGUUUCAAUUGAAGCUCCAUGUUUUAACAACCACCAUCAUAUCGUCCUUUUGUACUCUUGGAAUACUACGACGAAUCUUUUUUCCUUGCUUCCCAAUCUGCGUACCCCACGAUGUUGACUGACGAGCAACAUUUGUCCUUUUUUUGCAUCUUUAUCUGCAUAUUUAUUAUUAUCAUAUUUAUCUCCACAUGCUGCUUGCGUGAGCUGAAAAGUGAACAAUAUGCACAUGUACAAAUAUCAAAAUGGCACCCUCGCGUUUUAUGAACUCAUGACAAUUUGUUCUAUUUGUUCUACUUUUACAGAACUGUCAUGUAAACUGAUGCUGUUUUAUGUUCCAACACACACAGCACAUACACACACACACUCUCAAGACACACCCUUGUGAUGACAACCCUGCUCUUUUUAAUGGCAAAAAUGUAUUUUAAUUACAUUAAUGAUAAAUAAUGAGGUGAUGGCAUGCAACCCCAGAUGUAACAAUUUUAAUGUUUUAUGUUUCUUUUUUUUGUUUGUUACUUUUGUUAUGAUGUUAUGAUCACUAAUGCGUUGUAACCAGGUGUGAGUAUAUACAUAUUUGAGAGAAAAAAAAAAAAAAAAAAUUAUCUAUGUUUAAACACAAUGAAGAUGCUGCUGCUGUUUUGGGGGAGAAGGCGAGGACCUGACCUUAGUGCAAGUUCCUCAUUGGCUGACAGGGCCACGAUCAGGCCGCGUUUGGCCCAAUGGGGUCGCAGGUCAGGGGUCAGGGCUCGGCUCGGUAAGGCGGGACAUCCUUGCUCUUCCUCCAGUGGCAGGUGAGAAUUACUGUAUCACCAGCUCUGCUUCUCUCUUCCCUCUCCUUCAUGUGUAGUCAGGACUUCAACUGUAAAGAAGAUAAAAGAAAAAAAAAGCAACGUUCUACUUUGAGUCUGCUAUCCCUCCAAAGAUACAAGACCUCUUUUCUUUAUGGUUUGCUGUAAGAAUAGAGCUUUUUUUUAAAACUAAUACUUCCUCAAAGACUUUUAAGGAACUAUUUUGAAUAUAUUUAGAAACGACACCUGUAUACAUCGCUUGUAAAUUCAUACUGGAAUACAUCAUCAUGGAGAAUUAUAAAUGAUAAAGAGUAAAAACAAUAUUUUUUGUGUGAAUUUCACAAGAGCUCUUCUGUACAGUGGCACUGUUUCUCUAUCUCUCUCUCUCUUUCUAUCUCUCUCUCUCUGUAGAGCGACUAGAAUAAAACUUCACCAUUCACAAGG
This is a messenger RNA of Sphaeramia orbicularis (orbiculate cardinalfish), 8632 nucleotides long. RefSeq names its product glutamate receptor, ionotropic, N-methyl D-aspartate 2A, a (gene grin2aa). The coding region runs from base 1 to 4689 and encodes 1562 amino acids. Gene Ontology annotation, cellular component: membrane. Lineage: Eukaryota; Metazoa; Chordata; Actinopteri; Kurtiformes; Apogonidae. The transcript has 14 exons. Gene Ontology annotation, biological process: monoatomic ion transport. Gene Ontology annotation, molecular function: ligand-gated monoatomic ion channel activity; signaling receptor activity. The record is from RefSeq and is a predicted model, not a curated record.